Linum tenue is the source of this 838-nucleotide messenger RNA. The record is from the annotation of a GenBank genome assembly. NCBI's taxonomy places the organism in Eukaryota, Viridiplantae, Streptophyta, Magnoliopsida, Malpighiales, Linaceae.
AUCAGUUUUGUUGUUUUGCUUUGCCCCGCUUCUCAAGGAAAAGGGGAAUUGGAAAUCGGGAACCACCGGUAGUGACGUGCGUACGUGGAGGAAGGUAAGGGCGGAUCGGAGGUGUAAACUUCUAACAGUUUCUAGAUCCGCUACCGCCCCGCGCGAGCGGACACGUGGACGGCCACUAGCGAAUUUCUGCAUUCUCCUCCCCUCCCCCUCCAAGUACUAUAAAUUCAGUUCCCUACUUUUUACUUUCUCAUCAAAUUACCAGCUCGCUCUUGAUCACCUCCUUUACUCGCCAUAUCUAGAUUUGAUUUUGUGUUGUCCAAAAAAGAAAAUUCCGUAAUGUCGUCGUCGUGCUGCGCGGGAAACUGUGGAUGCGGCUCCGGCUGCAAGUGCGGCACCAGCUGCAGCGGAUGCAAGAUGUAUCCGGAUGUGAGCUACGCCGAGACGACCGCGGCUGCCGGGACGGUGGUCCUCGGAGUGGCGCCGGCGAAGGCCAGCUUCGAGAGCGGGGCGGUGUUCGCGGAGAACGGCGGGUGCAAGUGCGGCGACAAGUGCACCUGCGACCCCUGCACCUGCAAAUGAGAAGCGAGCUGGGAGCGUGUGUCUCUCCAAUCGAUCGUAUUUAAGAGUAUGAAAUAAUGUUUUUGUUUUUUUUUUUUCCAGUUUUCCGAUCCGUGCGUGUUUCUAAGAUGUGUUGGUGUUGGCCGUUACGUAAUGUAUAUGUAGUGGAAGGAAGGUGUCCCGACUGAAUUGUAUUAGCGAUUCAGCGAGUCUUGUCUUAAUAAAGGACGCAUGCUUUCCGUGUUCGAGUAUGCGUUUGUUUGUUUGAAUCAAAACUCGA